Molecule: messenger RNA, 1554 nt
Organism: Equus quagga
Lineage: Eukaryota; Metazoa; Chordata; Mammalia; Perissodactyla; Equidae
Gene: CHCHD3
Product: coiled-coil-helix-coiled-coil-helix domain containing 3
Exons: 8
Coding region: 163-846 (227 amino acids)
Biological process (GO): inner mitochondrial membrane organization
Cellular component (GO): MICOS complex; mitochondrion
Source: RefSeq, a predicted model, not a curated record
GGCGGGAGCUCAGGACCCGCGCCUUCUCCUUGCUUCUUGGGGUCGUGGCCUUGCUCCCGUCGUGCGAGGAGAGGUCGGGCACGUUCACGCGCGUCUGUGCGCGUGGGGCCUGAAGUGCUCGUGGGUCCGCACUAGGUCUCUGCGGGAGCAGCAGCAGAAGCCAUGGGCGGGACCGCCAGCACCCGCCGGGUCACCUUCGAGGCGGACGAGAAUGAGAACAUCACCGUGGUGAAGGGCAUCCGGCUUUCAGAAAAUGUGAUUGAUCGCAUGAAGGAAACCUCUCCAUCUGCCUCGAAGUCGCAGCGGUAUUCUGGUGCUUAUGGUGCCUCAGUUUCUGAUGAAGAAUUGAAAAGAAGAGUGGCUGAGGAGCUGGCACUGGAGCAAGCCAAGAAAGAAUCCGAAAAUCAGAAACGACUAAAGCAAAGCAGUGAAGUGGAUCAAGAAAGGGCUUUUGCCAAUGAGCAGUUAACCAGAGCUAUUCUCCGCGAGAGGAUAUCAAGUGAGGAGGAGCGUGCAAAGGCGAAGCACCUGGCUAAGCAGCUGGAAGAGAAAGAUCGAGUGAUAAAGAAGCAGGAUGCAUUCUACAAAGAGCAGCUGGCUAGACUGGAGGAGAGGAGCUCAGAGUUCUACAAAGUCACCACUGAACAAUAUCAGAAAGCUGCUGAAGAGGUGGAAGCAAAGUUUAAGCGGUAUGAGUUUCAUCCAGUCUGUGCUGAUCUGCAGGCCCAAAUUCUCCAGUGUUACCGCCAGAACACCCAGCAGACUCUCAGCUGCUCUGCUCUGGCCACCCAGUACAUGCGCUGCGUCAAUCAGGCCAAACAGAGCAUGCUUGAGAAGGGAGGAUAAAGUCAACUUGUAGAACAAGCAAAACUCCUUCAACGUUAAUUCCAGAGGUGGAACAUUUUUUUUCCUAGUAAGAAAGUAAUCCAUUUAAAGAGAAGACCAUUACAGAGAAGCACCAGAGAGCAGAUUCAACAGAAGCCUAUCACCAUUUGAUCAGCGACGAUUUGAAAAGCCAAGGCCUAGAUCAGGGAUCAGCCAUCAAGGGCACGCUGCAGUGUUAGUAAACCCGUUUAUGACGAUGAAAAGAGAAAGGCAGCCCUCUCCACCUUUUGUACUUGCUGUGCAACUUUCUCCUCUCAUCAAGCUCCAUCGUUUGGUGAACUCACUCCAACAAAGCUUGGGGGCCGAGAUGGGGGCCAAGGUAAUUGGAGUGGAGAGAGGGGAGGGCAGAAAACCUCCAAUUCGUGGCAGCAGUGCUGGGCAGAGUUGUCUAGGCUGUGUCAUGUUGGGUUUCUAUCUUUUUAUUUUCUCCCUUGACUAUAUAAGAGCUAUUUCAUUUUUAACUUAUUAUGGUGAUCAUGUAAGUAAGAAGACAAAAAGGAGAGAAAAUGUACCUCUUUUACUGGAAUAAUGUUUAUGAUUACAAGUGAAAUAAGGCAUUUUUUUUAUCAACAUAAAGGCAGCCUUGGCUUAUACAACCGCUUCUCCAUCAUGAAUACUGACAUCUUUACUUCAGUCACUAUCAAUAAUAAAUAUAUUUUCUGACAAAGA